UGGAAAUGGUGGCGGCAAGUGGGGUAGGGGGCGCAGUCUUCCGAAGUGCGUUGGGGGGAUCGGAGCGGGUGAUCAGCUCGGAUCGGACGGCUCGGGCAUCGGCGAGUCCGCUCACUAUAGUCCCCGCUAUGGCGAGUAUAGGAUCGAGUAGACUUUGUAUUCACGCGGAGAAACUGUGUCAGUACGGGCAUUUCACUCAAUUGCGGAGGAAAGUUUCGACGACGACAUGUGCGAAAUCACGACCGGCUGCCUCGCGAACGAGCGGCGCGCUCUUCCAACACUGCCAGGACAAAACGAAUACGCGAGACAGCAGGAUAGGUCUCGCGAGGGCAACCAGCACUAUGCAAACGCAGAUGCCUGGAUCUUUGCCCGAUUAUCAAAUCGAUCCUUACAGACUCGCAGAGGAUGACCUUAAGGAUAUGUUCGGCGAUAUACGAAUGGAACUUAUUAAUAAUACAACGCAAAAAGAGCUGCAACCCUUAAGCACGUAUUACUUGGAUGGCCAGGGGAAAGCGAUACGACCCAUACUCACAAUACUCAUGGCACGAGCUAUUAAUUAUCACAAGGGAAGAAACAUUCUCUCGCAUUCGCAACGACAAAUAGCAAUGAUCUCCGAGAUGAUCCACACCUCUUCUUUAUUGCAUGACGAUGUGAUCGACCAGUCGGAUAUCCGUCGAGGCAAACCGUCAGUUAAUGUCGUCUGGAGUCAAAAGAAGGUGGCCAUGGCGGGGGAUUACAUCUUGGCAAUCGCCUGCCUGAUGAUCUCCAAACUCCAAAAUGACGAUGUGAGCAUCGCUGUCAGUCAGAUAGUGACUGACUUGGUGCAAGGAGAAUUCAUGCAGCUCGGCUCGAAGGAAACGGAAAACGAGAGGUUCGCGCAUUAUCUCACAAAGACGUAUCGAAAAACUGCGAGUUUAAUCGCCAAUUGCUCUAAAGCGGUCGCUAUACUUGCCGAUGUCGAUGAUCGUAUGGUAGAGAUGGCCUUCCAGUACGGUAGGAAUGUCGGCUUGGCCUUUCAAUUGGUGGAUGAUCUUUUGGAUUUCGUUGCUUCUUCGGAAGCUCUAGGAAAACCCACGGCCGCUGAUCUGAAACUUGGAUUAGCGACAGCCCCUGUGCUGUUCGCUUGCGAACAGUAUCCGGAAUUAAACGCGAUGAUUAUGCGCCGUUUUCAAGAGCACGGCGACGUCGAGAAGGCUUUCGAAUUGGUGCACAAGUCUAACGGUCUUGAACAGACAAGAUUCUUAGCGAAGAAACACUGCGCGGAGGCCAACAAGAUCGUCCAGUCCUUCGCUAAGAGCCCUUAUCAAAAGGCUCUCAUCAUUAUGGCUGAUCUUGUUAUCAAUCGUAUGAAAUAGCAUCGCCAAAAAUUAAAAUUUGAAUUUAUUGAACUGGGGGAGGGGGGAGAGAAACGUUUUUAUAAUUAUUUAUAUAAUAUGGUGAGAGAUAAAAUGGCUAGAGAGCUAACUUUUGUCUCAAAUUUUAUAAAUUGAGUACACACAGGGACCGCAUUGAAAAAGGUUUUUCUUAUUCAAUAUUAUACCACUAGCCAGAAUUAUAUGAUAGCAUUUAUGAGUGACAUUACCUGAGGAUAAUUCCGUAAAACAUGAUUAAAUAAGAGGAAACUAGUUUUAUAUUGCUGUAAUUCGUGGUGGUGUAACAUUGAUGCGCGAUUGAUAGCAACAAUGCGCAGAUAUCAUUGCAUUGCCGUCCCUAAGUUCAUACCUCAUCCGAGAAAAAAAAAAAGAGGGGAAAGGGAGGGGAAGAGGCGUCCCAUGCCGCACAUUAUGUAAUCAUUAAAGUGCAUCUGUCUUUUUCAGAUGACUUUAUUGACGCGCGGAUUUAAGUUAUCUGGAAAAAUGCAGAAAGUAUAUUUUUCAUAACAAAAGUGCCUAGGCAUAUAACAUUCGUUUAAUCUAUGAAGAAGAAAAAUACGUUUUACCUGAUUUUAUGAAUCGCGUUAGCCGAUCAUAAUAUAAUGUAAAUAAAAUUUAGAUCUUAAUUACAUUGUAUUAGCGUUGAAUACUUUUUAUUGAGCUCCUUUUACGCAUCAUGAUUAUAUUCGGUUUUCAAAUAAAAAAAAUUGUAAUGCGCUAAAUUAAAUUUUGAUCUGUCUAAUAAAAAUUGUUGUAUUAAAAUAUCAGAAAAAUUGCCUGCAUCAAAGGAGUCUUAAUGACUUAUAGUAACACAUUAUAAAAUCAUGCAGAAACAAAAAUUUGAAAAAAACAUACAUGUAUAAUAAUAGCAAACGUAUGGAAUUAACAUUACAAUAAGUUAUUUUUGGCCCAUAAAUUAUCGGCGAAUGUGUAUUUUUGAUAAAGUAUAACAUAUAACUUUUUCGGCGCAAUGAAUAAAAUUGUAAAACUAAAUAUAUAAUAAGGGGGAUGCCAAUACUAAUUUUUUCUUUGACAGCCCAAUUUGAAAUUUUGCUGAAAACGAUGCGAAGAAUAUUUGCCAAAGAAGACAAGUCAGUCUUUCGUUUCUCUCGCAAUUCUUUAGCAAAAAUUAAUUUUGGUCUGUCGUAAAAUAUAUCUCUUUAUAUAAGUUGGAACGAAUCACAAUUUGCGAUAAAAGCAAAUUAAAAUCAUCUUUAUGUUUAAACGUUUUAUUGAUGAUGAAAAAAUCAUCUUUGUCAGAUUUUACUAAAUAAGUGAAACUGCUCAAAAUAUAUUAUUUGUUAUUGCAUAUGUAACUAUAAAAAUGUGUCUAAUGUACAAUAAUUUAUAUUUAUGAGAAAGAUUAAUGUAUAUAAUUGCCGUAAUGUUACAGAAUACAAUAAAUCAUUAACUGACAAACAAGCAUAUGUAAUUACGAUUAAAUGUAGAUUUAUAAUAGCAUAUAAGCGUAACGACUGAAAAAAAAGCAUAAGCCAAUAUUCAUUAUAUCACUUGUAACAUGUAUUUUAAAAUAUUUAAAUUUUAUCAAUAAUAUUUACAGAUAAAUUUAUACAAAAUAAUAUAUUAUACAUUUAUAAUAUAUUAUAAAUUUAUUAAUAAAUAUAAGACAAGUGUCGAACGAAACAUUUGCUAAUUGAAAUGAGAGCAUUGCAAAUUUUUGAAUUGAUGAUGAUUGUGAUAAAUAUUGUAAAUUUAU
This is a messenger RNA of Cataglyphis hispanica, 3090 nucleotides long. It is a transcript of the gene qless, whose product is annotated as all trans-polyprenyl-diphosphate synthase PDSS1. The record is from RefSeq and is a predicted model, not a curated record. Gene Ontology annotation, molecular function: prenyltransferase activity. The transcript has 8 exons. Gene Ontology annotation, biological process: ubiquinone biosynthetic process; isoprenoid biosynthetic process. Lineage: Eukaryota; Metazoa; Arthropoda; Insecta; Hymenoptera; Formicidae. The coding region runs from base 6 to 1355 and encodes 449 amino acids. Gene Ontology annotation, cellular component: mitochondrion; transferase complex.